This is a messenger RNA of Etheostoma cragini (Arkansas darter), 1327 nucleotides long. RefSeq names its product caudal type homeobox 1a (gene cdx1a). Lineage: Eukaryota; Metazoa; Chordata; Actinopteri; Perciformes; Percidae. Gene Ontology annotation, biological process: animal organ morphogenesis; anterior/posterior axis specification; cell differentiation. Gene Ontology annotation, cellular component: nucleus. Bases 275 to 970 code for a protein of 231 amino acids. The transcript has 3 exons. The record is from RefSeq and is a predicted model, not a curated record. Gene Ontology annotation, molecular function: DNA-binding transcription factor activity, RNA polymerase II-specific; RNA polymerase II transcription regulatory region sequence-specific DNA binding.
GUAAAUCAGGGUCAAUGCCCUAACGUCGCCAAGACGAGCAGGCAGGUGGGUCUCAGGUGAAACGUGACGUCAUGAUGAUACUUUUGAACUCCUCGGCAGUAAAUCUAUAAAGGUGUGUGUAGUCUUACUGCACAGGUAGCCGAACCUUAGACUGAAGAGAAACAUAGCGAUACAGUCUGCAGGGAAUUAACAAGGAGACCUAACAUGCGCCAGGUGGUUUGAGUCACCGAGGUAUACCUGAGAGUCACCCUACCUGUCGGACGAGGACACCGGUAUGUACCCCAACUUACAGUCGGCCAGACACCCGGCUCAGACACUGUCACUGAACAGUCAGUACUUCCCGCCUCCGUAUGACUUCACAAGUUACCAUCACGUCACGGGAGUCGGUGACCCGUCGACAAGUGCCUGGAACUCCGUGUAUGCUCCCCGGGAGGAAUAUCCGUACAGCUUCCCGGGGUCAAGCCCCAGCGCCGGGCAGGUCAGCGUCUCCCCCCCGGAGCUGAGCAGCACGCCCACCGCCGCUGGAGGGGGAUCGUUCACCCCGUACAACUUCAUCUCCGGACAGGACCCCUUCAGCUCCAGGAGGAGAUCAAAUGAAUCCGCCAGAUCGUCCGUUUCAGGUGGGACUUUCCUACUGGUUACCAUGGCACCAUCAAAGACUCGCACUAAGGACAAGUACAGGGUGGUGUACACUGAUCAUCAACGCCUGGAGCUGGAGAAGGAGUUUCAGUACAACCGCUACAUCACCAUACGGAGGAAGACUGAGCUGUCAAUGGCACUGAGCCUUUCGGAGAGACAGGUGAAGAUCUGGUUUCAGAACAGACGUGCAAAAGAGAGAAAGAUAACCCGGAAGAAGCAGCAGCCUUCUCAGCAGGCCUCCACAACUACACCCACACCGCCUGCACUGGGUGGACCCGCUGACACCUACAGCAGCAACAUUUUGUCUGAUACGAUAUCAGAGGAAUACUAGGUGGAUUUUAUAUGGAAGACUGAUACUGCAUGAAAUAUGUACAUAGAGCCAUUUUAUUUUUUACAACUUUGCCACAGAGUGAAUGAUAAUUCACAUCACCUUGAUGUUAAUUCUGCACCUCCUGCCAUUCAAUGACAAGCACUACAUGUGUGUUGCAAUGAUCUUCUCUAGUGGGAAUUUGCCAAUCACAGGACUUAUUAUUUUCAGCACCAAUAUACUGAUUAAAAGGACAAAGAGUCACGAUUAACAUUUGCAUGCCUUCUUUAAGAAUAGUUGAUAAACUAACAAUGAAAAACGCAUUUCAAUAGUUCUUUUUUAUAUAAACACAAUGUUAAAAUGUGUCUGAAUCUUGGUUAA